Nerophis ophidion (straightnose pipefish) is the source of this 3707-nucleotide messenger RNA. It is a transcript of the gene zeb2a, whose product is annotated as zinc finger E-box binding homeobox 2a. Gene Ontology annotation, molecular function: DNA-binding transcription factor activity, RNA polymerase II-specific; RNA polymerase II cis-regulatory region sequence-specific DNA binding. NCBI's taxonomy places the organism in Eukaryota, Metazoa, Chordata, Actinopteri, Syngnathiformes, Syngnathidae. The record is from RefSeq and is a predicted model, not a curated record. Gene Ontology annotation, biological process: anatomical structure development; regulation of transcription by RNA polymerase II. The transcript has 7 exons. Bases 148 to 2943 code for a protein of 931 amino acids.
CCGCCCUCUUCAGUCACCAGACAGCGUGGACGCGCGCGCUCUCCACUUGGCCCGAAGUGGGUGAGCGGGACGGAGCGCGGGUGAUUUCGGCGUGAGCACCGUGGGCAGAGUGGGCACCGUGGGCAGAGUGGGCAAAGUGGGCAGGUGAUGGAGGAGCGCGCGCACUUGACGAGGAGAAAGCAGGCGAAGCCACGCAGGAAAAACGUGUUCAGCGACGCCCCCAGCCGAGGGGGGAGGGGCAGCGAGGAAGACGAGACACCGGACGCGUCUCCCCGGGUCGGCCACGCCCUCCUGCACCAUGAGGGGUCAGAGGUCAGCUGGAGUCCGGGUGACCACUCGGACUACCCGGCGGGCGAGAGCGCCAUGGCGGAGUACCUGCGGCGCAGCGACACGGCCGUCAUCUACCCACAAGCCCCCGAGGAGGUGCCGGCGCUCAGCACGCCCGAGGGCGCCGGCCACGGUCCAGGUGAGCAAGACCCGCCCCCGGGCGACCCGGCCGCGCCCCCCAGCUGUCCCUUCUGCCAGCCCGCCCACCUGAGCACGCCGUCCCUCACGGAGCACGUCAGGUGUCCCCACCGUGGGGGGGCGGAGCUCUUCUUAGGUCCACUCUGUGGCCACGCCUUCAGCCAGCCCACACAGCUUCGGUGUCACAUGACCGCUCACCAGCCAAUCAGCAAGCAGGUUUCUCACCACCACGGCGCUGAAAACCGAAAGUUCAAGUGCGGCGAGUGCGGGAAGGCCUUCAAGUACAAGCAUCACCUGAAGGAGCACCUGCGCAUCCACAGCGGUGAAAAACCGUACGAGUGCUCCAACUGCAAGAAGCGCUUCUCCCACUCGGGCUCUUACAGUUCCCACAUCAGCAGCAGGAAGUGCAUGGGACUGAUGGUUCUCAACGGACGGGCACAAAACAAGGCCGGCUCCUCUCCAAAGUGCUCAGCCUCGUCCCCCGGUAGCCCCGGCCUUGCCCUUCUCCACCAAAAGAUAGAAAAUGGCCAACAUCACAAACAGAAUUGUCUAAAUGUCAAGGCCGAGUCAAUGGACAUCUGUGAGUACAGGCUGCGGACGGCCCCUCAGCAGAGGUUUGGAGGACCCAAGGUCUAUGACGGCCCCUUCACGGGCUUCCAUGGCUCCCCGCAUAGCCCCCUUCGACCUCUGCCAGGGUUGGGUAUAGACUUUCUUCUACCGGGAACCCUCGGGAGUCUGGAUGAUGUGCAGAAGGUCCUUCAGAUUGUGGACAGCACUGUGUCCAGACAAAAGAUGAACAAGAACCCAGAGCUUAGAGCCUACAUGAAGGAGCUCGGAGUCCAUAUGGAAGAGCAGAUCCUUGACCAAAGCAGCCCUGUUGAAAGCUCUAUUGACUCCACUGUGGACAUGGUCAAGGAGGUAGAGGGCGUGACGGAGGACUCCAUGGUUCAACUUGAAGUGGACGAGAAGCAGCAGACCAUGGAUCCCGGCAGCAAGGAGAGAUCCUCCGACAGCCCGGGAAGACUGGUUCCACACGCCUGCCAGUUCUGCAAGGAGACAUUCACAGGACCCAUUCCACUGCACCAACACGAGCGUUACCUCUGCAAGAUGAACAAAGAGAUCCAAGCGGUCCUGCAGCCGGCCCAGCUCGGUCUGAGCAUCUUCCAUGGGCCGGAGGCAUCAGAAUGGCUUCUGUCCAAGAAGGAGUUGCCCACCAGCCGCGUCCACCCUUUCCAGGAUCACGUGUCGGUUCUGAAGGCGUACUCAGCUGAGAACACUGAGCCCGACUCAGACGAACUUCUCAAGAUUUCACUUGCUGUGGGCCUUCCGCAAGAGUUGGUCCGGGACUGGUUCAAUCAGUGGAAGAAGCCAAUUGAGGACACUUGGUCAGACCGACACCACAGUUUGAGACCUUCACCGAUGUCACUUCUUGAGGUAACAAAUAGCAAAGCCUUCCCCGCACAGUUCUCAGCCAGCACACCAGACCAUCUGGACCAUGGCAGUCCGUCACCCCUUAACCUGUCCUGUACUUCCUCCAAACAUUCCCAGAGUAACUCUGACACGCCGAACAGCCUUGUGGUGCCGGAGGACUUUCAUGGCGAUACACCACUAGAUCUUUCCGUCCCCAAACAGCUGUCACAUGCCUUCCUCCCAGACAAGUUCAAAACCGAAGCUGAAAGCGAGCCAUGUGUCUCAGCCAAGACUUUGAGACCCUCAGGCCUGGCGGAAAUCAAGAACGAGCUCCCGGGCUCUGAUCUGCGGCAGAUUGGGAAAAAAAGUCCGAUCUUUGGGGUCAAUCCCUUCAGCGCAGGUCCGGUCUACUCCCCCCUUCCUCCGCACGGCGCCUUCCCACCCCCCACGUACAUGUCUCCCACCCAGGCCCUGGACUCCAUCAACUUCCUGCCCCAAAUGACCUUUGCCUACGCCAGCAGAGCGCCGACCUUCCCUGACUCGCAGCAGACCAGGAAAAAACUGCGGAGAGCGAGUUUACAGGGGGCGGUGGACUACCUGCAGCAGCUGACAGAGGGCGAGCUGAAGAUGAAGAAGACGGAGGUUGGUGGCGUGUACACAUGUGACCUGUGUGACAAAACCUUCCAGAAGACCAGCUCCCUCCUCAGACACAAAUAUGAGCACACAGGCAAGCGCCCCCACCAGUGUGCCAUCUGCAGCAAGGCCUUCAAACACAAGCACCACCUGAUCGAACACUCGCGCCUGCACUCGGGGGAGAAACCCUACCAGUGUGACAAGUGCGGCAAGCGCUUCUCCCACUCGGGCUCGUACUCGCAGCACAUGAACCAUCGCUACUCCUACUGCAAGAGGGAGGCGGAGGAGCGCCAGGCGGGCUCCCGGGCCUGCUCGGAAGCCGGGGCGGGGCCUGAUGGGAACCAGGAACCUUACAAGGAGGACCAAGUCCGGCUGGAUUCCACGGGGGACGGCCACGGGGACAAAGUGGCGGACCGGGACUCAUCCCUCACUUAAAGCCAGACUUGAUAAGUCCGGAGGAGGAAGAGAUGAUACGGUACUAUCUGCUCGCAGGUAACACACGCAGGAUUCUCACAAGAAUGAGGCAAAAAUACAAGCUCGCCCGCUUGACGCUGAGCACAUUCCGGCUGGUGUUCAUGUUUUCACGUGCGAGGAUGUUGUUUCUCUCUUUCGGCAUCUGGUCUUCGCCCAAGUCAGCUGAUGCAUUUCCAGGCCUCUGAUUGGCUCAAAGGUGCAGAAUGCCAACUUUUUGGACCUCAAAGUGCUCGCUUCUGUUUUUGCACAAACACUUUGUCGAGGGUUUGAUUCCAGCCAGCGACGACACAAACCAAGACAAGUCAGCCCAAAUAAAAAUGACUGUUUUUAAAAAAAGAAAAAAAAGUAUGUGAAAUCCCGUCAAAUGAUCUCCUUUGUUGUUUUACUUUGUCAAAUGUGUGGCUAGUUGUCUCUUAGCUGUCAUUUCCUCCUCAUAUUUAUUGCACUUUGGAACUCACGCUUCUCUCGCCGCAGCCACCAAAAAAGACUUUUGCCUUCCAAACACAACUCAGCUUUUCUUUAUUUUUAUGGAGCUGAAGUUUUCAGCCUCACUUUGACUGUCGGGGAACACCAUUGCUAAAAAAAAUAAUAAAAAAAACAUUACAUGGAAUAUGAGAGAAGAGAAUAUUUUUUUAACGGCUAAAAGGCACAAAGAGGGAAAAUCCGAGCUGCCAUUUUUUUUUUUACAAAAUCCUAAUAAAAAUGUGUUGUUUAUUUCAACCAAA